This is a messenger RNA of Juglans microcarpa x Juglans regia, 448 nucleotides long. Its product is annotated as non-specific lipid-transfer protein 1-like. The transcript has a single exon. Gene Ontology annotation, molecular function: lipid binding. The record is from RefSeq and is a predicted model, not a curated record. Lineage: Eukaryota; Viridiplantae; Streptophyta; Magnoliopsida; Fagales; Juglandaceae. Gene Ontology annotation, cellular component: membrane. Gene Ontology annotation, biological process: lipid transport. The coding region runs from base 95 to 448 and encodes 117 amino acids.
GUAGCCCAAAGUAAGUCACUCAAGCAUUCAAAAUCGGUUAAAGCUGCAUCACGUCUCUCUAAAUUCCUCUCCUUCGAGUGAUUUAAUCGUCGACAUGGCUGGCUCCUUGGUCCUUAAGCUCUCAGGCAUGGUGCUGCUGUGUAUGGUGGUGGCUGCACCAGUUGCAGAGGCGGCCAUAACAUGUGGGCAGGUGGCUAGCAGCGUGGGGAGUUGCCUUGGUUACCUCAGGGGUACGGUUGCUGCAGUCCCUCCAAGCUGCUGCAAUGGCGUCAGGAGCCUCAACAAAGCGGCCGCUACCACACCUGACCGCCAGGCCGCCUGUGAGUGCCUGAAAAAGACCGCUGGUUCCAUCCCCGGACUCAAGCCUGGUCUUGCUGCUGGCCUCCCAGGCAAAUGUGGUGUUAGUAUUCCUUACAAGAUCAGCACCUCCACUAACUGCAAAACGUAA